This is a messenger RNA of Protopolystoma xenopodis, 180 nucleotides long. Lineage: Eukaryota; Metazoa; Platyhelminthes; Monogenea; Polystomatidea; Polystomatidae. The record is from the annotation of a GenBank genome assembly.
AUGCCAUUCCAAUGCUCCGAUUGCGGGAAACGAUUCUCUCGCCUUUGGCUGUUGGAGAGCCAUCAUCGUGUGCACACCGGCGAGAAGCCGUUCUCCUGUCCGGGCUGUGGGAAACAUUUUGCAGACCGGUCCAACAUGAGGGCGCACCGAAGGACGCAUGAGGCGAAACACGAGCUGUGA